AUGUCUUACGGAAACGAUAUGUUAACGGCGUUCCCCAGUAGGUGGGAUUUCUUCCAUCUUGUCACCACCACUAACAUUCCACCAGAUUUUGAAGACAUGUCGACCGUUCAUGCUUCAUACCAUCAGGAUCCAACACAUCAGCAAUUACUCAUGGUAUCGCCACAUAAUGUCGCCUCUGAGAUAGCAUAUCGCCGGCGCUCGUCCCACUCUCCUCAGGCUGCUCUUGGUGCGCUCCCUGUGCGUGACCGUACACCAAUUAGACACAAUCGGCCAAGCGUGUCACGGAAUCGGAGCCACAGCCGUGGCGACAUGUUGCUCGCGUAUGCAGCCGAUACAAAUCAACUUCAGCAGUCUCAGACGUUGCCAUCGAUGACAGCAAUGACAUCCCAGGGAGAAUCUCCCAUGCCGCAGAUGUACAACAUGCAGCAGUAUGGGCUGUCACCUCCCAUGGGUGGUUACCCUCUUCAAAGUGGCUACUUCCCGGGCUCUACAGCACAGCACGCCGGCGACUACUCAAUAACACCCAGUGAACAGGAUAUGCAAGCAUAUUACUCGGUGGGAAGAAACUCGCCGCAUGGUUCGGCCAUGAGUCUAUCGUCGCCGGGUUCUCCCAAUGCACUCUACGUUUCUGGCCAUCCGUCACCAAACCAGCAAACUCUACCGUCAAUAGGAAUGGCGAUGCAUCACUUUCCUCCAGUACCACUGACCCUGGAGUCAUCGCCCGCCGAAAUUGAAAUCAUGCCAUCGAGACCGAAGCCUCAAUGCUGGGACCACGGCUGCAACGGUCGACAAUUCUCCACCUUCAGCAAUCUUCUUCGACACCAACGGGAAAAGAGUGGUAGCGCCAUGAAAGCCAUAUGUCCGCACUGUGGGACUGAGUUUACCAGGACGACGGCGAGGAACGGGCACAUGUCCGGCGGCAAAUGUAAAGGGAAGGCAGAUGCUGAGGCCUCGAACCGAGCAGCAGCAGGGGAAGAUUAG
Exophiala aquamarina CBS 119918 is the source of this 981-nucleotide messenger RNA. RefSeq lists its product as uncharacterized. The record is from RefSeq and is a predicted model, not a curated record. NCBI's taxonomy places the organism in Eukaryota, Fungi, Ascomycota, Eurotiomycetes, Chaetothyriales, Herpotrichiellaceae. Bases 1 to 981 code for a protein of 326 amino acids. The transcript has a single exon.